This is a messenger RNA of Lutra lutra (Eurasian river otter), 2315 nucleotides long. It is a transcript of the gene CRISPLD2, whose product is annotated as cysteine rich secretory protein LCCL domain containing 2. Bases 251 to 1750 code for a protein of 499 amino acids. Lineage: Eukaryota; Metazoa; Chordata; Mammalia; Carnivora; Mustelidae. The record is from RefSeq and is a predicted model, not a curated record. Gene Ontology annotation, cellular component: extracellular region. The transcript is spliced from 15 exons.
CAUCCCUCCGCUGCCCGCUGUGCGGAGCCCGCGACCCACCCGCUGUGGACGGUGUCCGCUGUGCCGACCCGCGGUGCCGGCCCGCUGUGCCGACCGUGUCCGCCUUGUGCGCGCUGCUGCCGCUGCACGACCCGGGAGAGACGCCGGCGUGGUGGUGAUUGGAGAGCCGCGCGGAGAGCUCCCACGCCCCGGCGCUGCCUCGGGAGCCCAGCCUGCUUGUCAGCCCCGUCCUCGUGGCCUGCGGGGCACCAUGAGCUGUGUCCUGAACAGAGUCGUCCCCUUGGGGCUGGUGCUCCUGGUCUGCGGAGCCCAAGGCGUUUUCCUGCCCAACAUCACUCAGUUGGAGAAGCUGCUCAGCAAAUACCAGCAGGACAAGCCGCACUCCCGGGUCCGGAGGGCCAUCCCCAGGUCGGACAGGGAGGAGAUCCUCAUGCUUCAUAACAAACUCAGGGGCCAGGUGUACCCCCCGGCCUCCAACAUGGAGUACAUGACUUGGGACGAGGAGCUGGAGCGGUCAGCGGCGGCCUGGGCUCACGAGUGCAUCUGGGAGCACGGGCCCACCAGUCUGCUGGUGUCCAUAGGGCAGAACCUGGCGGUCCACUGGGGCAGGUACCGCUCUCCCGGCUUCCACGUACAGUCCUGGUAUGACGAGGUGAAGGACUACACCUACCCCUACCCCCACGAGUGCAACCCCUGGUGUCCGGAGAGGUGCUCUGGGCCCAUGUGCACCCACUACACACAGAUAGUCUGGGCCGCCACCAACAAGAUUGGCUGUGCUGUGAACACCUGCCAGAGGAUGAACGUUUGGGGAGAUGUUUGGGAGAAUGCGGUCUACCUCGUCUGUAAUUACUCUCCAAAGGGGAACUGGAUCGGAGAAGCCCCGUACAGAACCGGCCGGCCCUGCUCCGAGUGCCCGCCCAGCUAUGGGGGCGGUUGUAAGAACAACAUGUGUUACCGAGAAGAGACUUUGACGUCCAGCCCCAAGCCGGAAACCGACGAGAUGAACGAAGUGGAGGUGGCCCCCGUUCCCGAUGACAAGCAUGUCUGGGUCCAGCCGAGGGUGGUCAGACCCACGAAGCCCAAGAAGGCGUCUGCCGUGAGCUACAUGACCCAGGCUGUCCGGUGUGACACGAAGAUGAAGGACAAGUGCAAAGGAUCUACGUGCAACAGGUACCAGUGCCCCGCGGGCUGUCUGAACAACCAGGCCAAGGUCUUCGGGACUCUCUUCUAUGAAAGUUCGUCCAGCAUAUGCCGGGCCGCCAUUCACUACGGUAUCCUGGACGCCAAAGGUGGCCUGGUGGACGUCACCAGGAACGGGAAGGUCCCCUUCUUCGUCCGGUCUGAGAGAAAUGGCGUGGAGUCUCUGAGCAAAUACAAGCCUUCCAGCUCCUUCGUGGUGUCAAAAGUGAAAGUGCAGGACGUGGACUGUUAUAGCUCCGUCGCUCAGCUCUGCCCGUUCGAGAAGGCGGGGACCCACUGCCCCAGGGUUCGGUGUCCAGCACACUGCAAAGACGAGCCAUCCUACUGGGCUCCUGUGUUUGGAACUAACAUCUAUGCAGACAGUUCGAGCAUCUGCAAGACGGCCGUGCACGCGGGAGUCAUCCAGAACGAGAGCGGGGGUUAUGUGGACCUGAUGCCCGUGGAUAAAAAGAAGGCCUACGUGGGCUCACUCAGGAACGGAGUCCAGUCUGAAAGCCUGAGGACCCCGCGUGACGGAAAGGCCUUCCGGAUCUUUGCUGUCAGGCAGUGAAUGUCCAGUGCCGGGGAGAAGGGGGCGUGCGUCUUCAAGAGGGCUUCCGAGUUUUGCUUUUUAUUUUUAUUUUGUCAUUUUGGGGGGCGGGGGGUUGGGCUGGGGAUAUAGAGAGGCAGGAAACUUCCUUUGAAUGGCGUUCAGUGUCACACCCAUUGUGCCUUUGUCUCAAACCACAUGGAGAAGCAGCCUCCUGGGGUCCCGGCCAGACAGCUGGUGACUGGUCCUGCUGGGGCCGGGGGUCUCCAUCUGUGUGCCCUCUCCUCACGGACGGUCACCGAGGCGUUCCUCCCCGGUGCUUCUCGGUGGGCAGGGAGAGGGUUCCAGGCCCACAGAGAUGGCAGGACUCGGAGCUCACGCCCGGGGGAGGCACGCAGGGGUGGGAAGAGGCAGAGUGAGCGCCAGAAAGGCGAGUUUCAGGAAUGGAGUAGAAGGUGGUUAUUUAAAAACUUUGAAAACACAGUCCGUCCCUACCGAUGGAGAAAAAUGGGUGUGACGUUUGCUGGUCAGACACAUGGGCUGGAACCAGGAGGGCUGGGGGAGCGAGGCCUGGGCCCUGCCCUGG